CUCUCACAGAGCUUCAAGAUUCUGAAAAACAAACGUCAUGUCGACGUCAAGAAAAUCUGCACUCAUUUUUUCCAGUUUUUCCUAUAAUACUCUAAUCUCCAUAUAAUUUUUAUACAAACAACUAUUCUAUAUCUAAAAUUACGAAAUUCCCAUUAAACUUUUUUGUUUUUUGAUCCGUCAUUCGUAAUGGCGUAAACGAAAAUGCAAGAAGGGAAUACAGCGAUUUUUUUCGGAUUGAACUUUUGUGGCAACAUAUUUAAGGAAUUUAAAAAUGAUUGAGUGAACAUCGGUUUGAGCAACAACAACAGAAGUUAGCGAAUAAAUAUUUGUUCAAACUAUUGUUGCUCACUGGAGGGGAUUUGCACGUGACUUGAUAAUCGUUGCAAGACAACAUUGAUGCACUAAAGCAGAAAAAAAAAUAAUUAUAACGACAUAAAUGUUGUGGAGAGUCUCGUGUCAGUCAGGGUCACAAGUUCGAACUUUAAUCGUAAAGUUGUGACAUCAUGUUCGAGAUAUCUUCCCACGUGAAGAAUAAAAUUCUCUCGACACUUUUCUCAUCAUUUGGAUUCGGACGUUCACCGAUAUAGGGCACAUGAGAAUCAGCUUCAGAAUUCCGUCGAUCAGUUUUCUCAUUGAAUUCGCAAUAUCCAUUCGCCUUCGAAGUCGUCAAUAACGUUUUGUGGAUUCCUUUAAGGAGCAAACUGAAUAAUGUAUUGCACUCCGAGAGUAUCUCGAUGCGCGAAAUUAUUGCGGAUGCGAAGCGGCGCCAAAAAUCACGUGCGGUUUUUGAGUCUGAACAACUCAAGUUACUCGAAAUUCGAAAAUCUUUUUCCCUAUCGGGAAGAGUUUCAAAGUCGACACAUAGGACCGAGGGAUCAUGAACAACAAGAAAUGCUGGAGUUCGUGGGUUUUAAGUCCCUCGAAGAACUAACCAAAACCGCAGUACCAAGUAACAUAAGAUUGGACGAAGAACUUCGGAUUGAAAAACCAAUCACCGAGUACGAGUUGAUAAAACGAGUUACUGGGAUGUCAGAAAAAAACGAUGCGUGGAGAACUUAUAUUGGAAUGGGAUACUACAACUGUUGCGUUCCACCUACGAUAAUGCGCAACAUGUUCGAAAAUCCUGGAUGGACGACGCAAUACACGCCUUACCAGCCUGAAAUAGCUCAAGGAAGACUGGAGAGUUUGAUUAAUUAUCAGACAAUGAUUUGCGACUUCACAGGGAUGGAAGUGGCGAAUGCCUCGCUUUUGGACGAAGGAACAGCAGCGGCUGAGGCACUCGCACUCGCGUACAGGCGAAACAAACGAAAAAAGCUUUUCGUAUCAGACAAAGUGCACCCUCAAACGAUAAGCGUUAUUGCUACACGAGCUUCAUCCCUUGGACUGAUUCUCGAAGUCGGCAAUGUAUUCAAGCUCGAUACCAGCGGAAAAGAUAUUGCGGGAAUCCUCAUCCAAUAUCCUGAUACUACCGGAGCUGUCUAUGAUUACGAAGAAAUCGUUGGAAAAGCGCACAAAGACAAAACAUUGGUUUGUGCUGCUGCUGAUCUCUUGUCGUUGGCGAUUUUACGACCACCUGGAGAUUUUAACGUGGAUAUAUGCAUCGGUACGAGUCAACGUUUUGGCAUUCCCUUGGGUUAUGGAGGUCCACAUGCAGGAUUUUUCGCAUGUCGGAAAAAUCUGAUCAGAUUAAUGCCUGGGAGGAUGAUCGGAUUGACUCGUGAUGCGGAUGGAAAUGACGCUUUUCGCUUGGCUCUUCAAACUCGUGAACAACACAUAAGAAGAGACAAAGCGACGAGCAACAUUUGCACUGCUCAAGCGCUUUUGGCUAAUAUGUCAGCCAUGUACGCCGUCUAUCAUGGACCACGAGGAAUUCGUGACAUCGCUACGAGGGUUCACAAUUUGACUGUCGUCUUGGCAAAAGGCCUUGAAAAAGAUGGUCACAAAAUUCACCACGAACGCUUCUUCGACACGAUCACAGUUACUUCUAAAGAAUCCCAAGAACUCGUCAAACGAAUGGCCGAACAAGCUAAAAUCAAUUUAAGAUACAACAACGAUGGUUCCAUAGGAAUUUCUCUGGACGAAACAACCGAACCUAAGGACGUGGAUGAUCUUUUCAGAAUUUUCAAAACGAAAUUCACCGUCAGAGACAUCGUCCAAUCUGGUUUAACGGAAGGUCAAGAUCUAGAAGCUACAAAGUUUAAGCGUGUUACUCCUUACUUGGAACAUCCGGUUUUCAACAUGCAUCAUUCGGAAACAAGAAUUGUUCGUUACAUGAAAGCCCUCGAGAAUAAAGAUGUGUCCCUUGUUCAUAGCAUGAUUCCGCUGGGUUCCUGUACGAUGAAAUUGAAUUCAACGAGUGAAAUGAUGCCCUGUAGUUUACCGGGUUUCACGAAUAUUCAUCCCUUCGCUCCAGUGGAACAGACACGUGGUUAUCAGGAACUAUUCAACGAAUUGGAAAAAGAUCUUUGCGCGAUAACGGGCUACGAUGGAAUAAGUUUUCAGCCGAACAGUGGAGCUCAAGGAGAGUAUGCUGGAUUAAGAGCGAUUCAAUGUUAUCACGAGUCUAAUGGAAACGAAAAUAGAAAAGUGUGUUUAAUCCCGAUUUCUGCUCACGGGACAAACCCAGCAUCGGCUCAAAUGGCAGGAAUGCAAGUUGAGCCAAUUUUUGUCAAGAAAGAUGGUUCCGUCGAUACAAGCCACCUGAAAGACAUGAUCGAGAAACAUCAAAAAGAUUUGUCUUGUCUCAUGAUAACUUAUCCAUCAACUAACGGAGUUUUCGAAGAAACAAUAGGUGACGUCUGCCAAAUUGUUCACCAAGCUGGUGGACAAGUUUAUCUCGAUGGUGCCAAUAUGAAUGCUCAGGUUGGUCUUUGUCGACCGGGUGAUUAUGGCAGCGACGUUUCUCAUCUCAAUCUCCAUAAAACUUUUUGUAUUCCUCAUGGUGGAGGAGGACCUGGAAUGGGACCAAUUGGAGUCAAACGUCAUUUGAUACCAUUCCUUCCGGGGCAUCCGGUGGUAGAUUCGACAAAUGGAAAAAUAAAGGAAACUUCCGGAGUUGGAGCCGUUUCCGCAGCGCCUUACGGUUCAUCGGCGAUUUUACCCAUUUCUUGGGCUUAUAUAAAAAUGAUGGGACCGCGUGGUCUCCGGAAAGCCACUCAGGUUGCCAUUUUGAAUGCAAAUUACAUGAGCAAACGGUUGGAAAAGUAUUAUAAAACACUGUACAAAGGUGACACGGGUCUCGUAGCCCACGAAUUCAUACUCGACAUCAGAGAUCUUAAAAAAACGGCGAAUAUCGAAGCUGUCGAUAUUGCCAAGCGGCUCAUGGAUUACGGUUUUCAUGCACCGACUAUGAGCUGGCCUGUCGCUGGUACACUUAUGGCAGAACCUACCGAAUCCGAGGACAAAGUCGAACUCGACAGAUUUUGUGACGCUCUCAUAUCUAUCAGAAAAGAAAUUGAAGAAAUAGAAAAUGGAAAAAUGGACAUGAAUAUUAAUCCGUUGAAAAUGGCACCACAUACCCAACAACAAGUCAUUCAGUCGGAAUGGAACAGGCCAUACUCGCGAGAACUUGCCGCAUUUCCAGUUUCAUUCAAAAGGACUCCGAAAAUUUGGCCCAGCGUAGGAAGGAUCGACGAUAUCUACGGCGAUAAAAAUCUCUUCUGUACGUGUCCACCGAUUUUACCGGAACAAUAAGCUUCAUCUUUGUUAUCACUGUCAUCACUUUUGACAUUCGAAACAUCAAAGAUGAUUUUUCCCUUGUAUCUUUGUACAUAUUUCAUUCAUAUUCAUGAAUUUUUAUAUUCGAAAAUCUGUACUACGCAAUUGUUUAAGUAGUCUUAUCAAAACUGAUUGCAUUUUAUACGUCUAUUAGAAAUUUAAAAAAAAAUCAUAUUAAUAACAAAUCGAUGUCAUCGUAAUUUAUUGUAAAGCUGUGUAUUUUAUCAAAUGAGUAAAAAAAAAUAUCAAAAAAUUUUCAUAAGUAAUGAAACUCAACGGUUCACGAUUUUUAAAAAUCAAGCAUUCCGCCCUCGAAGGUUUUUUAAAUCGAAAAUAUUCAUGAUAAACGAAUUACUCGUUUUGUUAUCACGUUUCUUUUGCUUUGAAUUUCAUAAACAUUUCAGUGUAUUAACUGAGAAACUAUUUUGAAUAUCAAAGAAAAAAACAACGAUUGAUAUUUCGAACUUUUAUGAUUGUCACGCUAAAUGUGGAAAUAAAAUUCGAAACAAUUAUAUUUUUAGAA
Messenger RNA from Venturia canescens, 4240 nucleotides. RefSeq names its product glycine dehydrogenase (decarboxylating), mitochondrial. Bases 709 to 3693 code for a protein of 994 amino acids. Gene Ontology annotation, molecular function: glycine binding; pyridoxal phosphate binding; glycine dehydrogenase (decarboxylating) activity. Gene Ontology annotation, biological process: glycine decarboxylation via glycine cleavage system. The record is from RefSeq and is a predicted model, not a curated record. The transcript has 10 exons. Gene Ontology annotation, cellular component: glycine cleavage complex; mitochondrion. NCBI's taxonomy places the organism in Eukaryota, Metazoa, Arthropoda, Insecta, Hymenoptera, Ichneumonidae.